Messenger RNA from Armigeres subalbatus, 9339 nucleotides. RefSeq lists its product as uncharacterized. NCBI's taxonomy places the organism in Eukaryota, Metazoa, Arthropoda, Insecta, Diptera, Culicidae. The record is from RefSeq and is a predicted model, not a curated record. Bases 452 to 6562 code for a protein of 2036 amino acids. The transcript is spliced from 2 exons. Gene Ontology annotation, molecular function: protein binding.
ACCCGGCAGACGUUGUCCUGCAUAGUAGGCGAGAAUGCGCGUUGUGAACCGCGCAUGCUACACUUCCAUAUGAGUUUUUAUUUAAUUUUUCCACGAAUUCUCAAUUUUAUUCGUGAUAUUCACGAUAGGAAACUAUAGUAUAAACCUGGGACGUCGGUAAUAAUAACGAACAGAUUUGCUGAAGGAAUGAACAAAAUCAACACAGCCGUUUUCAAUGUAUAUGCGGAUACGAACAUUUUUAUAUAGAUGAUGAAUAAGAAGCAGAAAAGAUAUGCCUGAAUGUCGACAUGACGAAUGCUUAUUGCGUCAGUUCUUUGAGUGCGCUACGUGACUGAGGUUCCAGUUGAAUUAAAUUGAAGUUCGAUUCUAACGGAGUCAUCUUCGGCUUAGUCGAUUAAUAGCUGAAGUCCAGGAUUAUCUAUACUGUGGUGAAACAGAAGAGAGAUACGCAAUGGCCGCUAAAAAUGUGAAAGUGAAGACCACCUACAAGAGUAUUGACGACGCAGGAGAACAUGGCUUUAUAUAUCAACGUUUCCUUGCGUAUGGAAUAUACUUAAGGCUGAUUCGUCUCAACCGUGGCUUCAGUUUCUACACCGAAUGGAAAGACGCGGGCAAAUUCGACGAUAUUGCGUUUGAAAUCAAACGAGGAAACACCAUAGAGCAGGGUUUCUAUAUACAGGUGAAGCAUACCGCUGAACCGACGAUAAUCGAUCACAUCCAAUUGUUUCCCAACGAUGAAAAACAGAAACGUGAUGGUGAUUUUAGUAUAUACAAAUAUGUGAAAUCUUAUUUCAUUUUGCGAAGGACAAAUCAAAAUAAGAAAAAAAUGAUCAUAUUCACAAAUCGGGGUUUUCAAGAAAAUACUGAGCUGCUGAAAUUAGUGUCAAUUGCCACUGACAAGACUGAAACAAUAAUGGAUGAAGUUCUAUUGGGUUCAGAUACAUCUGGAAAAAGCGUGACAUUCGAACCAACUGAAUAUGGCUACAGUCAACUUUCGGAUUAUAUUAAUAACGAUUUUCUGUCCCUGAAGGAUGCCAUAGGCAAUCUCUUCAAGUAUGGCAUAGUUUCUGAUAUACUGAGCACUCACAAAUACCUUUUACGUAAAAUUCUCAAACAAACGACAAAAUAUAUAACCUUCAAGGAUGGGUUCAACGAGCACAACCCAAAUCAAGGAAUAGUUAAACUAUUUCGAACAAUCGAAUCAGCAUUAGAAGUUAAGAGUGCGAGUGUUUUACCAAAAAUUGAACUUUUCAAAACGUGGCCCCAUGCAGACGACUUAAUUCCGAUUAAAAAUGCUAUCGUUAAGUUAAUCCAGACUGGAAAUGUGCCUGACAUAUUGAGGGACUAUAAAACUGUUUUGAUGAAAAUCAUUGAAAAAUCAGGACAGGAGCUGUGUUUUGCGAAAUCAUUUAUUGAAAAUAGUAAGCUGUGCACGAUGUUGGAAAAAGAGUUGAAUUCAUUGGAAGAUGUUGUAAUUACACCAGACAAGAUGUUUCUUGAAGAGAAAAGGAUCAAUCAUAAAAGUUUGCCCACGGAAGAGAAGGAUUUUCAAACUCUAUUAGAUGCUUUAUUAGAGCUUUGUAGGGAAGGAACUGUGAAUGAUGUUUUAAAACAAUACAAACUUCCAUUGUGUAAAGUUCUGGAGAAAACAGAGGGCAAUAAAUACAAGUUUAAAGAAAGUUUUAUCGUAUCAGAUAUAUUGUGUAAUAAAUUAACGCAAGAACUUGGAGAUGUAAGCAAAAUGACAAUAACUAUCAAGGAGACCUUUUUAGAUAAUCGUAAUUCAAAGUUCAAUAUUCAUAAAGAAGACAUACAACUGCUGGUAAACGACAUCGUUGAACUUUUUCGGACAGGAACUAUUACUGAAAUACUAAAACAUCACAAAUUUGCAUUGAACAAUAUUUUUGCUGAACGCGAAGGUAUUGAACAGUUUAGAUUCGCAAAAUCCUUCUAUGAACAUUAUGAACUGUCGAAAGUAUCAGAGAACUUAACUCAAGUCGAGGUUACACCGAAAGAAAUGUUCCUGGAUAAAUGUUUGCCAGCAGAAGGUGAGGAUGAACAAUUGCCGUCAGAUAGCAAAGAAUUUGAGGGUUUAAAAGAAGCUUUAAGGGAUCUAUUCGAAACAGGAACGGUGGCUGAUGUUUUGAAGGAAUAUAAAGUGCCACUCAGAAAAAUCCUUGAAAAAACCGCAGAUGGGAAAAAACUCAGAUUCAAAACUAAUAAGAACGCCGUUUUAUGCAAACUGCUAGAGAAUGAUCUGGGAGAUUUGAAUACAGUUAAGAUCGAGUUGCCGUCAAUGCUGUUCGAUACUAAAAAUUCAAAAUUUAAAAAUUUUCCAAUAGCUGACAACAAUAUUCUUCCACUUAAAACUGCCAUUCAAAAUUUAUGGAAGAAUGGUGUAGUUGAUAAAGUUUUGCUCAAGUAUCAAACUCCUUUGCAGGAAAUUUUGGUGAAAAAUGAUGACGGAACAAUGAAGUUCGCCCCGAGUUUUGAUGAUCGAAACAAAAAUUAUUGCAUCCGGAUAUUGUACGAGCUGUUGAAAGCGGAUUCUGUCGAUAUGAGCUCGGUAAUAAAACCAGAAAGACUAAUAUUCAAAACUUUUGCGCUGCCUUGUUUUGACAGCGAAGUAGGGCAGCUUAAACAUUCUCUCACAAAAUUGUUCACGACAUACGAUGUGGACGAUGUGCUGAUCGAUUACCAAGUCGCAUUGAAAGAUAUUCUGCAGCCAUGCUACAAAAUUGAAUUUUCAGAAUCUUUCACGGAAACCAGUGAAGAGUUUAACAUUGGAUUGCUUUGCAAGAAGCUGAAGGAAGACAACAUUAACUGCUCGGAUAAGCAAUUGUCAAUUUAUGUGAAAAAACAGAUAUUAGACGAUGACAAUUCCGGGGUAAGACAUAUGCCAUUUUUUGUGGAUAAAACAGAUAUACAAUCCUUUUUCGAAAAAUUCGUCCUGUUGCACAGUCAACCGCAUGGUUUGUAUCCGUUGGUGGUUAGUGAGCUUCACUUGCAUAUGAAAACCUGGAUGAGAACUGACAUUUUUGGGAACUUGAGAGACAAGGACAGCAAGCUAGCAUUCGACGUAUUCGAAGAAAGUUUCAACAAAGCAUUGAAAGAUGGGACAAUAAAAAAUGAGAAAAACGUUCUACAUGAGAGAUCGCUUGAUGAUUUGAAAGGGCAGUUACAAAUUGAGUUUGAAUCAAAAUAUCCGGAGUUGAGGAAACAGUUGUACAUCAAUAGACAGAUUAGGUGUGGCAUUCCGAGUUCCCCAGAGCACGAUUUAGAGAAGAGAAGUGAUCAGAUAUUGGAGACACAUAAAAAUCGUAAUGGAGAAACUGCACUUCCAGUUUCAAUGAAGUAUGUGAAUAUAUCUGAUCAACAACUGGCCAUUGAUUUGAAAGAUAAGUUCGAGGGCUAUCCGUGCUUUAUUUUGACUGCUGACCCUGGAAUGGGAAAAACGAUGCUGCUACAUUAUAUAGCUCUUGAAAUGCAGAUUCUUGGCAUGGGAACGGUUCAUUUAGUUCAUUUGGAUAAAAUACAGAAAUCAUUGAAGGGAAUAGCAAAACACCAAGUGCUGAAUAUACUCCAACCAAUUUUAUCUCCUGGCAACUUCCAACGUAUUCUGGAUGUCACUACUUCAAAGAGAGAUGAACCAAUCACGAUAUUGUUUGAUGCGUUCGAUGAAAUUCACGCCGGUAACAAGGGUAUUGUAAUUGAACUUUUCAAAGUUCUUUUGCGAGCGAAAAGUUUACGGCUAAUAAUCAGUGGUAGGAAGCACGUUGAACAGCCUCUGUUAGAUGCUUUCAAAGCCAAGGCUUUUGAUUUGAAACCAGUUAUGCUAUUGAUGUGUCCUUUGGCAGAUGGCAGCCAAAAACAAAUAAUGAAAAGCGUUUGGAGUGGGCUCGAUUAUCAAGAAGAACAGUUUAACAACUAUUCCAAUAGAUUGCUAGGCAAAAUUGAAGUAGUUAUUCCACUGGUGGUCAAACUGUUGGCUGAGCUCUUUGAAGAGAGAUUUAAGUGUUUUUGCAGAAAAAACGUAGAAGAUCAGAAAAUAGAAUUGGGCAAACUCGAACGAAAUCGGUUUGAACAAGUAAAAAUUUAUGAAAUGUUUUUGAGCACUAUUUUUAGAACGAACGGAGCAGUUGCACAAUUUGAUGAAACUUUCUGUUUGUAUGAUGAUGCUGUUCGAGGAAAAUUGCACGAACAUUUGAUGCUGGCAAUAAAAACACUUGACGUGAAAGAAUUGAGUAAUAUUUUUGGAAAUUAUGGAAAUAGACUAAUGUAUAAUAUGUUUUGCCAAAAGUGCCUCCAGACAUCUGGGAAGUCCAUUCUCAUUGAAAUUGUUGACGGAGAAAUCAAAUUUACUCACCAAUCUUUUGGGGAAUUUUUAAUUGCUAGACAUUUAUACGACAAUCUUAGCGAUCACAAGGCAACUCUAUCAAAUAUGUUACAACGAAACGAGAAUAUUAAAAAAAAUGUUUUAAUGAUGAUUGAAAACCGUUAUGUGGAAGCUAAUGAUGAAGAUGAACAAAUGUGGUUCCAACAACAUCUUGAGGAAGCAUUCGAAGAAUGUAACGAAUUAGCAUUAUUCGCGUGUGAAAGCAGAUGUGCAGAGUUAGUGAACUUUUUUCUCAGUAAAAAAAACGAAGAACAGCUAAAGAGUUUGAAAGGCUAUGAUAAUAUGCUCCAUGUCGCGACGACAAAUGAAAGUAUCGAAAUUUGUUCCCUUUUGAUAAAUGUUUACAAGUUCGAUGUCAACAAGUCAUACAAAGCUACUUCUGCUAUCUGUAUUGCGGCUGAAAAGGGACAUACAGAGAUUGUUAAGUUGCUUCUAUCCAAGGGAGCUAAAACCAAUGCACUAAAUGAGAAAUGGUGGACACCUCUGCUUAUUGCUGCUUCCGGAGGUCACAGCGAAAUAGUGAUUUCGUUGAUUGAUGCAGGAGCUAAUAUCGAACUACCAGAGCAUAUAUUUGGUGAAACGGCAGUGCAUGUUGCUGCCUUGUAUGGAAAAGUGGAUGUUUUGCGCAUUUUGAUUGAAAAAAAGGCCGAAAUUGACGUUCGUAAUUCAUUCGGUAAUACACCUCUUUAUUUUGCUGCUUCAAACGGUCACACCGAUGUUGUGGAUCUAUUGAUUGAAAAAGGAGCAGAUACCGAACUUACGGUCCAAAGUAACGGAACGGCAAUGCAUGCUGCUGCCUUUUAUGGAGAAGUGGAAGUUCUGAAUGCUUUGAUUGCCAAAAAGGCCAACAUUCAUGCUAAAGAUGAAUAUGGUUGGACGCCUCUUCACACCGCUGCUGAACGAGGCCACUUAGAUGCAGUGAAUUUGUUGAUUGAAAAAGGAGCAGAUACCGAACGAUCGACUGAAAGUGACGGGACGGCAAUGCAUGUUGCUGCUUCAAAGGGAAGAGUGGAUGUUCUGAACACUUUGAUUGCCAAAGAUGCCAAAAUUAAUGCUCAAAAUAAUAAAGGUUGGACGCCUCUCCACUCUGCUGCUGAAAACGGUCACAUCGAUGCACUGAUUCUGUUGAUCGAUAAAGGAGCAGAUACCGAACUGUCAAAAAAAAGUAGCGGAACGGCAAUGCAUGUUGCUGCGUCUAAUGGAAACGUUGAUGUUUUGAGCACUUUGAUUGACAAAAAAGCCAAAAUUGAUGCACAAGAUUAUUAUGGUUGGACGCCUCUCCACGAUGCUGUUCAAAUCGGUCACAUCGAUUCAGUGAAUCUAUUGAUUGGUAAAGGAGCAAAUAUGGAACUAUCGAUGAAAUGUGGUCGAACGGCAAUGCAUGUUGCUGCCUUAUAUGGAAGGGUGGAAGUUUUGAGUGCUCUGAUUGCCAAAAAGGCCGAAAUUGAUGCUCGAGAUAAUUAUGGCUGCACGCCUCUUCACUGUGCUGCUCAAAACGGUCACAUCGAGGAAGUAGUUCUGUUGAUUGAUAAAGGAGCUAAUAUUGAACUGUUUAACAAAAGUGGCAAAACGGCUAUGCAUUUUGCUGCCUCAAACGGAAGACUGGACGUUUUGAGAACCUUGAUUGAAAAAAAUGCCAAAGUUGAUGCUCAAGAUAAAUAUGGUUUGACGCCUUUCCACUCUGCUGCCCAAAACGGUCACAUUGAUGCAGUGGUUCUAUUGAUUAAUGAAGGAGCUAAAUUCGAACUACCGGAAAAAUGUAACAAAACGGCAGUACAUUUUGCCGCUUCAACAGGAAGAGUGGAUGUUUUGAACAUAUUGAUUUCCAAAGAGGCCAAAAUUAAUGUUCAAGAUAAAUAUGGAUGGACACCUCUUCAUUAUGCUGCUCAAAACGAUCACAUCGAUGUGGUGGUUAUGUUGAUUGAUAAUGGAGCUGAUAUUAACCUUUCGAAAAAUUGUGGCAAAACGGCAAUGCAUUUAGCUGCCUCAAAUGGAAGAGUAAAUGUUUUGAGGACUUUGAUUGCCAGGGAGGCCAGAAUUGAUGCUCAAGAUAAGAAAGGUUGGACGCCUCUUCACUAUGCUGCUCAAAACGGUCAUAACGAAGCAGUGGUAUUGUUGACUGAGAAAAGAAAAAAUAUCGAAUUAUCGGGGGAAGUGGCAACAUAGCAACAAAUUUCGCUGCCCCAUAUGUAACAGAGGAUGUUUUGAGCACUUCGAUUUACAAUGUUAUGAAAACUCAUAUGUGAAUAUGUACGUUAUGUGUAAGAUAUUGACUUGGAAAAUGUAUUGGAGGUAACCACUUUCCCUUCGAUGGGACUCGAACCCAUGACCCUACAGAGCUUGACGAGCGCACUUUGAUUGCCAAUUUGAAAAAGUAGUAUUGGAUAAAAGAGGAAAAACAGCAAUGCAUUUCGCAGUCUUGAAUGAAAAAGCGGACACAGAAAAAAAAUAAUGUAAAGUAAACAGCGCCUUGAACUUGAUGUGCGGAAAUUUACGCUCUUUUACGAUUAAAUUACCGACUUUCCAUCAUGAUCAUCAAUAUAAUAAUUUUGACCGAUAUUUAUUUUGAAUGCCAGUUAGUUGCUAACAAUUAACUGGAAAAGUGAAGUUGAUAGCAAGGGAGAAAGAAGUUUGCUGCUCUUGUAAACUCUCAUUAAUCAUUCUAACACGAAAACGAAUAAUUAGUACAAAAUUGUGUAAAUAAUUCAUUAUUUAUCUGAUGUUUCCAUCAGAGAUUACAAAUGAUACGACAAAAGGAAAAUCAUGAGUCCAAACCGAUAAUUGAAGCAAGUUUUUCAUUCAUGAAAGACAUUGGCGUAAAUAUGGGGGGCCGGAGGGGGCCUGGCCCCCUCCAGACCUACUUGUGGCCCCCCCCAGAAAAUUUUGAAAAGUAAUUCCAACUUAGUCAGUUUUUAUUUCAUUUACAUAUUUCCUACAUAUUUCUUAAUUUUGAUUAUGAAUUCUAUAAACAUAUUUUUGCCUUUCUCGUACAACUAAGUUGUACCGAAAGGCUAUCAUUUCACUCCGAAAACGAACUUUUUAUAGGAGCCUCUGAGACCCAUAGUAUUAUAUACCAAUCGACUUAGCUCGACGAGCUGAGCACAUGUAUGUCUGUCCGUGUGUAUGUAUGUGGGUAUGUGUGUGUGUAUGUUUGUGUGUAUGUGUGUGCACAAAAGCUAUAAAAAACAUUAAACAACUUUUCGUAUAGUAAUCCUUAACCGAUUUUCUCGCAACAAGUUUCAUUCGAAAGGGGACAAAGCCUUGUUGAUCACUAUUGAAUUUUAUAACGAUCGGUCAUUACGUUUAAAAGUUAUGAAGAAAAUGGUACAUCGGAUCAUAUAAACCCCAUAUAAGGUUGGUGUCUUAACUAAAUGCGAGAAAGGCACCACCAACGCUAGGUGGAUUAAUCUGGGUUUUUGUUGCGUUAUCACAUCUAUGACCAUUUGUUCAGCAAAGCAUCGAAAUAUUUAAGUUGGACCCCCGGGAACAUUUUCUCGAUUUUUAAGCUAAAAUCAAUGCCGCUUCUAAUUCAGUUGCUAGCUUAAAAUAAUAAAUUUGUUUGACUAGUAUUCUGGUCGCAGAAACAUAAAAACAUAAUUGUAUUAAGAUAUACAUAUUUCUGUUCAAUUAAACUACCAUCCGCUGCAAAAAAGACUGAAGCAACUACAUCAAAAUGAGCACAUGUACACAAAUCCGGUCAAUGAAAUUUCGAACGACCAUUCUUUCGAAAAUCUUCGAGUUAAUUGCAAGGUAUGCCGCAAAACAGUUGAUCAAAUUCCUAUGGAGCUUUUUGCUCUCGCUAUAUAAUUCUGGCACAGAAAGAUAUAAAAUUAUAAAACUUAAGAAUCUUUGUUACAAUGACAGAAAAAUCAACAACGCAUUCCAUUGAAAGUAUUAGGACAAAACAUAGGCAACCUUCGCACUCACAACAGAGAUUGCAUUAAAGAAAUAUUUUUAUAAUCCUCUAAAGAUUUUGUACCAUUUAAUUUUUUGGCGAUUUCAUAAGGAUCAUCGGAAAACUCUUUUGUGCCUGCUUUAGUUAGAAUUUGCUUUUUAGGAUAAAAAAUAAAUUAGAUUUAGAAACCAGUUCGUAUCAGAAAACAUUUCUUUUGCAGCACAAUUCAGAUCGAUUUGGUUGCUUCUCAAGUCUCUUUGAUUUUUGCAGAGAAAUCUAUCACCUAUUUAGAAAACCAUAAUAAAGCCUCGUCCUAACGUCAGUAACUACAAAAACCCUAUGUUAUUCUGGAAAUUGAUUUAUGACUCAUAAUUGUAUGACUCAUGGAAUUUAUGACUCAUGAAAAACACUUUAGGAUUCCAAAUUUGUGUUCUUCGGUACGUAACUAUUUCAACACAUAGCAUACAUUUUGAAGUUGCAUGAAUACUUAAAUUGAUUAUGACAAAAUUUCGUGGAAUUUAUUCCACAUCUAAAGAGUUUCAAAAAUUUCAAGUUUCAAAAAAAUCGAGAUCUUUAUGCAUUAAGUAAUCAUGGAAAUGCUUGAAAACUUUCAGAAAUAUACUCAUAUCGAAUUUUAUUUAUAGAUAUUUCGAAAAAUAUUCUUGAAUCUUAGAUUACACACUUAUCCACAUUUAGUAACAUGGAGAAGACAAGUUGACACAGACACAGCGUUUUGAAGCAAUCACAGCAUCAUUGGAAAUCAAUUGUAUUAUUCGCGAUUUUUUUAUGUUGGUUCUAGGACGAAUGAGCGAUAAACUUAGUCAAACAAUUUCUAUUGCAAUCCAUACGCACAGUGCUUUAAAUCGCCUUUGAAAAUUACAUCCCACCAGCUGGUGCCAUGGCCCCCCCUAGACCGAGACUCUAGUUACGCCUAUGAUGAAAGAACAGAUACCUUGGAUUGUAAUUGUAAAAAUUAUGAUUUAAAUAAGAUUAUUGAAAAUACAUUAAACCAGGAGCAGGGAAGUAUGAAUCAUUUGUUGAGUAAUAA